This is a messenger RNA of Dromiciops gliroides (monito del monte), 2913 nucleotides long. RefSeq names its product carnitine O-octanoyltransferase (gene CROT). Gene Ontology annotation, molecular function: carnitine O-octanoyltransferase activity. Bases 292 to 2130 code for a protein of 612 amino acids. The transcript is spliced from 18 exons. The record is from RefSeq and is a predicted model, not a curated record. Gene Ontology annotation, cellular component: peroxisome. NCBI's taxonomy places the organism in Eukaryota, Metazoa, Chordata, Mammalia, Microbiotheria, Microbiotheriidae.
CUUAGUCUGGCGGCUUGGGAAUGGGAAGGUUCUCCUGCUCCAAGCGGAGCGCGCCGAGGGGCCCGAGGAGGUGAAGAGGGAGGCCUGGAGGCCCCAGCCCAGGCCCGAUAGAACCGCGAAACCUCCGAGCCCGGAGAGGUGCGAACGCGGGCGCCGCCGCCCCUCCCUCGAUCCUUCCCCGUUUCUACUCCAUUUCAAGUCCCUGAUAUCUGAAUUACUGCAGCAGACUCCUUUGUGGUUGUACAGCUCUUCUACUUGGCAUACCUUGUAGUUUUUACUGUUUCUGGAAUUAUGGAAAACCAGUUGGCUAAGUCCACUGAAGAACGAACAUUUCAGUACCAGGAUUCUCUUCCUUCAUUGCCUGUUCCUUCACUUGAUGAGUCAUUAAAGAAAUACCUUGAUUCAGUUAAGCCAUUUGCAAAUGAAGAAGAAUAUAAACAAACAGAAGAAAUAGUUCGACAAUUUCAAAAUGGAAUUGGAGAAAAGUUGCAGCAGAAGUUACUUGAAAGAGCAAAAGGAAAACGAAAUUGGCUGGAGGAAUGGUGGCUGAAUGUUGCUUACCUGGAUGUCCGUAUACCAUCACAACUGAAUGUCAACUUUGGAGGCCCUGCAGCUCACAGUGAACAUUACUGGCCUCCCAAAGAAGGCACACAGUUAGAAAGAGGAUCUAUAACUCUUUGGCAUAAUUUGAACUUCUGGCAGCUACUAAAAGCGGAAAAACUGGCUGUUCAUAAAAUUGGAAAUAUACCUUUAGACAUGAAUCAAUUCAGAAUGCUGUUUUCUACUUGCAAGGUACCAGGAAUUACUAGAGAUUCAAUCAUCAAUUACUUUAAAACUGAGAGUGAAGGACACACCCCAAGUCACAUAGCAGUGCUGUGUCGAGGUCGAGUUUUUGUCUUUGAUGUCAUGCAUGAAGGUUGUAUGAUGACCCCGCCAGAGCUGCUCAGGCAACUUGCAUAUAUCCAGAACAAAUGCCACCGUGAACCUGACGGACCUGGGGUAGCAGCACUGACCAGUGAAGAGCGAACCCGGUGGGCUGAGGCAAGAGAAUAUCUGAUUGGUCUUGAUCCAAAGAAUUUGACUCUGUUGGAAAAAAUUCAGAGCAGUUUGAUGGUAUAUUCCUUAGAUGAUGCUAGUCCACAGGUAACACCUGAAGAUUAUUCAGAGGUAACUACAGUGGUGCUUACUGGCGAUCCAACAGUACGCUGGGGUGACAAAUCCUAUAACUUAAUUUCCUUUUCCAAUGGACUGUUUGGCUGCAAUUGUGAUCAUGCGCCUUAUGAUGCUAUGAUCAUGAUCGAAAUCUGUCAUUAUGUUGAUCAGAAGAUCUUUGAAAAUGAGGGGAGAUGGAAGGGUUCUGAAAAAGUGAGAGACGUCCCACCUGCAGAGGAACUUGUUUUCACUGUGGACCACAAAGUAUUAGAGGACGUUGACCGGGCUAAAGCGCAAUACCUCAAGCAGGGAUCAGACUUGAAGAUUGUGUCUUAUGCCUUUAAGGCCUUUGGCAAGAUGCAAACCAAGAAGAAGAAGCUUCACCCUGAUGCCUUUAUUCAGCUUGCCCUUCAGCUGGCCUACUACAGACUUCAUGGAUGCCCAGGGAGCUGUUAUGAAACUGCCACGACAAGGGCUUAUUACCAUGGUCGCACAGAGACUGUGAGAUCGUGUACUUUGGAAGCAGUUGAAUGGUGUCAGGCCAUGGAAGAUCCUUCUGCCAGUGUUCAGAAACGACAGCAAAAAAUGUUACAGGCUUUUGCAAAGCACAGUAAAAUGAUGAAGGAAUGUUCAUCUGGGAAAGGAUUUGAUCGUCACCUUUUAGGUCUCUUUCUCAUAGCCAAAGAGGAGGGGCUGCCCAUUCCAGAACUCUAUACAGACCCUCUUUUCUACAAAAGUGGAGGGGGUGGCAAUUUUGUCCUGUCGACCAGUCUUCUUGGUUACACACGAGUCCAUGGAGUGGUGGUUCCCAUGAUUUACCGUGGCUAUGGCUUUUUCUACCACAUCAGAGAUGACAGGUUCGUCGUGGGCUGUACAGCUUGGAAAUCAUGUGCAGAGACUGAUGCAGAAAAGCUGGUCAGGACGGUAUUCCAGUGUUUCCAUGAUAUGAUGCAUUUGACGAAUGUUUCCCAGCUUUAGAGAAUGAUUCUGAAUUAAGUCCAUACCAAAAAGAUGUUGUUACAAGGUGUGCUGGGCAUGAAUUCGGGCUGUGUAGAGGAAUCUGAUUUGAUAGAAAGUAGUUAAAUGUUGUAGUAAUUAAGAAGAAUCUGUCAAUAUUAUACUCCCUGUAGCACUUAUUGCCAUGUAUACUUAGAAAUACAGCACUGCCUCUAAGCCAAAUACAAUGCUUGUAGCAAUAAAAUAGUAUAGUAUUAUGCACUGCGUAACAUGUGCCCCAACAAUGCAAAUCCACCCAUUUUCAUAGUGCAAGUCUUACUCUAGCUUUUAUAAGAGAUUUGUGUUGGCAUCUGUAUAAAAACACUGACGUCUUCCAGGGCCCGUGUCUGAUUUACACAUUGCAUCCUCCAUGUGCUGGAUCUCUUUCUAGCUGCCAAAGGGUAUGAUGGAUGUGUUCAGAGGCCCAGCCACCUAAAAUUCAUGCCUUACACUUCCACUGCAGAGGGAGGCCAGGCACAGAUUCACUGUGUGCGAAGGAAGAGACCACUAGAAUCUAAUCACCAUCUUAGAAAAAAUUAGACUGUGGAGAACAACGAAAACAGUUGUAGCCAAAUCAUUAAUGCUAACAAAAUAUCUUAUCAUGUAUUGUUGCUGAAUAUAAGUACAAAACAUGAUACAAAGUUAGUUUUCAAAAAUUUGUGAAGGGCUAAAUGGCAAAUUCUCAGGAUCUUCUACUUUAUUUGCUUUUUGAUCAUUUUUUUCUCUGUACAACUUUGUGGUUUGCACUCAGAAAAUAAAAUUUAU